This is a messenger RNA of Daucus carota subsp. sativus, 4281 nucleotides long. Its product is annotated as DNA-directed RNA polymerase III subunit 2. The transcript has 41 exons. Gene Ontology annotation, biological process: DNA-templated transcription. Gene Ontology annotation, cellular component: RNA polymerase III complex. Bases 294 to 3845 code for a protein of 1183 amino acids. NCBI's taxonomy places the organism in Eukaryota, Viridiplantae, Streptophyta, Magnoliopsida, Apiales, Apiaceae. Gene Ontology annotation, molecular function: ribonucleoside binding; DNA binding. The record is from RefSeq and is a predicted model, not a curated record.
AUAAAUUACACGUUCCGCUCUUAUUAACCGCGGACAACGCAGAACAUAUUUAAAACGCUGAAACCAAACAUUUGAAAACAGAGCACCCUAUAACAAGAGACGUAUUCGAACCAGAGACACAGUUAACAUAUUGCACAUCGACUUUCAACGAUCAAGCUUGCUAGUGACACGUGAUUCUUGCGAUCUUGAACCUAUUUAACCGUAUACAGGUUGUUAACGGGAAGGAAAUACAAGAACUUCAGAAAAGGAAAGAGAAGGAGACUCGGGAACGUGAGCAAGAGAAAGUGGAUAAGAUGGACGGCAAGGUUGACAACUUUGUGAGAGCUGAUAAUGAUGCAUUGAACACAACCUCGAGGCAGCGUCAGCCUAGGGACACUAGUACAAGGCUGUCAGCAGAUGAAAAGGAGGCAAAUGGGAGGAACGGUUCUAGGGGAAGAAUCAGUGCUGAAAUCGACAAGCAAUUUCUUGCUGCUCCGGUAAAAUCUGCUGUUGAUAAGUUCCAGCUUCUUCCAGAAUUUUUAAAGGUGAGAGGCUUAGUGAAGCAACAUCUUGACUCUUUCAAUUACUUCGUCAGGACAGGAAUGAAAAAUAUUGUGCGAGCCAAUAAAGAGAUAAGAUCCACUGUUGAUAAGAAUGUUUAUCUCAGAUAUAAAAGUGUUCGUAUUGGUGAACCUUCAGUGGUAGUCAAUAGUGUCAUGGAUCAGCUCAACCCUCACAGAUGUCGUUUAUCUGACAUCACGUAUGCUGCUCCAAUAUAUGUUGACAUUGAAUAUGUUACAGAAAGUAAUGGUAAAAAAAGCGUAGCGAUUAAGAAUGACGUAAUCAUUGGGAAAAUGCCUAUAAUGUUAAGAAGCUGCUGCUGUCUCUUAUAUGGGAAAGAUGAAGAAGAAUUGGCGAGAUUGGGCGAGUGCCCACUUGAUCCUGGAGGAUAUUUUAUCGUCAAAGGAACAGAAAAGGUGAUUUUGAUUCAAGAACAACUUUCCAAGAACAGAAUUAUUAUUGACACCGAUAAGAAAGGAUGUGUCCAAGCCUCUGUUAUGAGCAGUACUGAAGCACGAAAAAGUAAAACAGUUAUAGUGAUGGAGAAAGAGAAGAUUUAUUUGAGUCUGAACCAAUUUGAAAAGAAGGUGCCAAUUAUGGUGGUUAUGAAGGCUAUGGGUAUGGAGAGUGACCAAGAGGUUGUGCAAAUGCUUGGAAGGGAUCCUCGAUAUGGUGCAUUACUUUUGCCAUCGAUUGAGGAAUGCGCACUAAUUCACGUUUACACACAACAGGAGGCCCUCGAAUUCCUUGAGGGAAAGGUAGCAAAGUCACGUUUUUAUAGUGCUUCGGUUGAAAAGGAAGGUCGAGCUUUGGUUAUCCUUCGUGAUGUAUUUGUUGCUAACAUUCCAGUUCGAGAAAACAAUUUUCGAUUGAAGUGUAUGUAUGUGGCUGUAAUGAUGCGACGCAUGAUGGAAGCAAUUAUUAACAAAGAUGCAAUGGAUGACAAGGAUUAUGUGGGGAACAAAAGAUUGGAGCUUUCAGGGCAAUUAUUAUCUCUACUCUUUGAGGAUUUGUUCAAGACGUUGAAUGAAGAAGCUGUGAAGGAGGUGGAUGCUGUCCUCAACAAGCCAAGUAGAUCUCGUUUUGAUUUUUCUACCUAUAUUACUAAAGGUAGAAUCACAGUUGGUCUAGAGAGGGCCCUUUCUACAGGUAACUGGGAUGUAAAAAGGUUUAGGAUGCACCGGAAAGGCAUGACACAGGUUGUUGCUAGACUUUCCUUCAUAGGAACAUUAGGUAUGAUGACAAGAAUCCAACCACAAUUUGAGAAGUCGAGGAAAGUUAGUGGACCUAGAGCCUUGCAACCUAGCCAGUGGGGAAUGCUUUGCCCUUGUGACACUCCAGAAGGUGAAGCAUGUGGUUUAGUAAAGAACUUAGCUCUGAUGACUCAUGUUACAACUGAUCAAGAGGAAGGCCCUAUAAUUUCUCUGUGCCACUGUUUGGGUGUUGAAGAUCUGGAAUUACUGUCCGCAGAAGAACUUCAUGCACCAAACUCAUACCUGAUUAUAUUAAAUGGGCUUAUACUUGGCAAGCAUCGGCGACCAAAGCAAUUUGCACAAGCAAUGAGAAAGCUGCGAAGAGCUGGUAAAAUUGGGGAAUUCAUUAGCAUUUUCGUGAAUGAGAAGCAGCAUUGCCUCUACAUUGCUUCAGAUGGUGGCCGGGUAUGUCGACCUCUUGUAAUUGCUGACAAGGGUGUUUCAAGAAUCAAGGAACAUCACAUGAAAGAGUUAAAGGAUGGAAUGCGCAAUUUUGACAGUUUUCUACGGGAGGGCUUGAUAGAGUAUCUUGAUGUUAACGAGGAGAACAAUGCAUUGAUUGCUCUAUAUGAAGGAGAGGCCACAAUAGAUACAACCCACAUUGAAAUUGAACCUUUUACUAUACUGGGUGUUUGCGCUGGAUUAAUUCCAUUUCCACAUCACAAUCAGUCACCCCGAAACACAUAUCAGUGUGCAAUGGGAAAGCAAGCAAUGGGAAAUAUCGCUUAUAACCAGUUAUGUCGUAUGGACACACUAAUCUACCUAUUAGUGUAUCCACAAAGGCCAUUGCUGACAACACGGACAAUCGAGCUGGUUGGAUAUGACAAGCUUGGAGCCGGGCAAAAUGCAACUGUUGCGGUUAUGAGUUAUAGUGGCUAUGACAUCGAGGAUGCAAUAGUUAUGAAUAAAUCCUCACUUGAUCGUGGUUUUGGCCGUUGUAUAGUAAUGAAAAAGUUGUCUGCUGUGCACCAAAAAUAUGCGAACAAUAUGUCGGAUAGAAUAAUUCGACCACAAAGAGAUGGACGAAAUGCCGAAAAAAUGCAGAUUUUGGAUGAUGAUGGACUUGCUGCCCCUGGAGAAAUCAUUAGGCCGCAUGAUGUCUAUAUUUAUAAGCAGUCGCCUAGUGAUACGAAAAAUACAGUUAAUGAGCCAGUACCAGAUAGUUUUUAUAAAGAUAGUUGGCAAACAUAUAAGGGUCCUGAAGGGGAAACUGCUGUGGUGGAUAGAGUAGCUCUAUCAACAGACAGGAAUGCUAACUUAAGUAUCACAUUUAUGAUACGGCAUACUCGUAGGCCUGAGGUUGGUGACAAAUUUAGUAGCCGACAUGGCCAGAAAGGUGUUUGUGGUACCAUUGUUCAACAGGAAGAUUUUCCUUUCUCUGAACGUGGGAUCUGCCCUGAUUUGAUCAUGAACCCUCAUGGAUUUCCAAGCCGGAUGACUGUUGGUAAGAUGAUAGAGCUUCUUGGGGGCAAAGCGGGAGUUUCAUGUGGCAGGUUUCAUUAUGGCAGUGCGUUUGGGGAACCUAGUGGUCAUGCAGACAAAGUUGAAACAAUAAGUGAAACCCUUGUUAAGCAUGGCUUCAGCUAUACUGGCAAAGAUUUCAUUUAUUCAGGUAUCACAGGUAUGCCGCUACAAGCAUAUAUCUUCAUGGGGCCAAUUUACUAUCAGAAGUUGAAACACAUGGUCUUGGAUAAAAUGCAUGCUCGAGGUAGCGGGCCAAAGGUCAUGAUGACUCGGCAGCCUACUGAAGGGAGAAGUCGAAAUGGAGGACUACGUGUGGGAGAAAUGGAACGUGAUUGUUUGAUAGCAUAUGGUGCUAGUAUGUUGAUUUAUGAGCGCUUGAUGAUAUCCAGUGAUCCUUUCGAGGUCCAGGUUUGCAGGAAGUGUGGUUUGUUGGGAUAUUACAACUAUAAGCUGAAAGCAGCAAUAUGCUCUACGUGCAAGGACGGGGAAAAAAUUUCCACCUUAAAACUUCCAUAUGCAUGCAAGCUUUUAUUCCAGGAACUACAAUCUAUGAAUAUUGUUCCGCGCUUACAGUUGACGGAGGCUUGAUCAGUAUACCUGACUCCAAUGCUCUGAAGACAACGUACUGUGUUCUGAAAAUAAUAGCAUUAUACUUGUAGACAGCCGUUCACAGUUUCAGUAACCUGUAAAGAUGACAUCCUACUGCAGCUUUCUGUUGAAAUUAAAAUCGCAUCAUAGAAGAGGCUCUUUGCUGUGGAGUUCAAGUAAAAGUUUUAGGAGUGCCCUCUCCAGAAUGCAGUAAUUCAGAGGGUUAAGUGUAUAUUCGGAAUUUUGUUGUGCGCAGUUGAAUACAAUUUUUUCUUUUACCAGAGACGAGAAUUCCAUUGAGGUGAUAACUAAUGGGUAGGAGGUUUUGCUGUAAUCCGCAGUUAUGUUCAAUAAACCAAAAACUUGUUAUGCAGUGGUUAAAAUAUAUGCUUUUUGUUUACAUUUAUUAUAAGUUAUGACAUGUUAUUAUCUCUCA